CAAAUGAUUCUUGGUGUGGCUUUAAAACACCUUGUUUGAGUGAGGAGUCCACAUGUGUUGACUGACUGGUGGUUUUAGUAGCUCAGAAAGAGAAAGAAAAUGAGUGUUGUUAAAACAAUUAUUCUGGUGGUUUUCCUUGACCAGUUAGUAUGGAAUGUGCUCAGCUCCCCAGUGGAACAUGGCUUCUCUUCCUGGAAUUCAAACAGAAAAAAUGGUGAUCUGGUCCGUAGCAAACAGAACAUGGAUGAGUCACUAUCAUCUGGUUCUGUGAACAAACUUAACCUGGAUUCUACUGAGGCAUCUGGUUCAGCUCAAGGCAACUUCAGCCAGGAUGCUACUGAGGAGUCUGGUUCCGCUCCAGGCAACUUCAGCCAGGAUGCUACUGAGUCUGGUUCCGCUCCAGGCAACUUCAGCCAGGACGCUACUGAGUCUGGUUCCGCUCCAGGCAACUUCAGCCAGGAUGCUACUGAGGAGUCUGGUUCCGCUCAAGGCAACUUCAGCCAGGAUGCUACUGAGUCUGGUUCAGCUCAAGGCAACUUCAGCCAGGACGCUACUGAGGAGUCCGGUUCUGCUCCAGGCAACUUCAGCCAGGAUGCUAUUGAGUCUGGUUCAGCUCAAGGCAACUUCAGCCAGGACGCUACUGAGGAGUCCGGUUCCGCUCCAGGCAACUUCAGCCAGGACGCUACUGUGGAUUCUGUUUCUGCUCCAGGCAACUUCAGCCAGGACGCUACUGAGGAGUCCGGUUCCGCUCCAGGCAACUUCAGCCAGGACGCUACUGAGUCCGGUUCAGCUCAAGGCAACUUCAGCCAGGACGCUACUGAGUCCAGUUCUGCUCCAGGCAACUUCAGCCAGGACGCUACUGAGGAGUCCGGUUCCGCUCCAGGCAACUUCAGCCAGGACGCUACUGAGUCCGGUUCAGCUCAAGGCAACUUCAGCCAGGACGCUACUGAGUCCAGUUCUGCUCCAGGCAACUUCAGCCAGGAUGCUACUGAGGAGUCUGGUUCCGCUCCAGGCAACUUCAGCCAGGACGCUACUGAGGAGUCCGGUUCCGCUCCAGGCAACUUCAGCCAGGACGCUACUGAGGAGUCUGGUUCAGCUCAAGGCAACUUCAGCCAGGACGCUACUGAGGAGUCCGGUUCUGCUCCAGGCAACUUCAGCCAGGACGCUACUGAGGAGUCCGGUUCCGCUCCAGGCAACUUCAGCCAGGACGCUACUGAGGAGUCUGGUUCAGCUCAAGGCAACUUCAGCCAGGACGCUACUGAGGAGUCCGGUUCCGCUCCAGGCAACUUCAGCCAGGACGCUACUGAGGAGUCCGGUUCCGCUCCAGGCAACUUCAGCCAGGACGCUACUGAGGAGUCCGGUUCCGCUCCAGGCAACUUCAGCCAGGACGCUACUGAGGAGUCCGGGUCCGCACAAGGCAACUUCAGCCAGGACGCUACUGAGGAGUCCGGUUCCGCUCCAGGCAACUUCAGCCAGGACGCUACUGUGGAUUCUAUUUCUGCUCCAGGCAACUUCAGCCAGGACGCUACUGAGGAGUCUGGUUCAGCUCAAGGCAACUUCAGCCAGGACGCUACUGAGGAGUCCGGUUCCGCUCCAGGCAACUUCAGCCAGGACGCUACUGAGGAGUCCGGGUCCGCACAAGGCAACUUCAGCCAGGACGCUACUGAGGAGUCCGGAUCCGCACAAGGCAACUUCAGCCAGGACGCUACUGAGGAGUCCGGAUCCGCACAAGGCAACUUCAGCCAGGACGCUACUGUGGAUUCUAUUUCUGCUCAAGGCAACUUCAGCCAGGACGCUACUGAGGAGUCCGGUUCCGCUCCAGGCAACUUCAGCCAGGACGCUACUGAGGAGUCCGGUUCCGCUCCAGGCAACUUCAGCCAGGACGCUACUGAGGAGUCUGGUUCAGCUCAAGGCAACUUCAGCCAGGACGCUACUGAGGAGUCCGGAUCCGCACAAGGCAACUUCAGCCAGGACGCUACUGAGGAGUCUGGUUCAGCUCAAGGCAACUUCAGCCAGGACGCUACUGUGGAUUCUAUUUCUGCUCAAGGCAACUUCAGCCAGGAUGCUACUGAGGAGUCCGGUUCAGCUCAAGGCAACUUCAGCCAGGACGCUACUGAGUCCGGUUCUGCUCCAGGCAACUUCAGCCAGGACGCUACUGAGGAGUCCGGUUCCGCUCAAGGCAACUUCAGCCAGGACGUUACUGAGGAGUCUGGUUCAGCUCAAGGCAACUUCAGCCAGGACGCUACUGAGGAGUCCGGUUCCGCUCCAGGCAACUUCAGCCAGGACGCUACUGAGGAGUCCGGUUCCGCUCCAGGCAACUUCAGCCAGGAUGCUACUGAGGAGUCUGGUUCAGCUCAAGGCAACUUCAGCCAGGACGCUACUGAGGAGUCUGGUUCAGCUCAAGGCAACUUCAGCCAGGACGCUACUGAGGAGUCUGGUUCAGCUCAAGGCAACUUCAGCCAGGACGCUACUGUGGAUUCUAUUUCUGCUCAAGGCAACUUCAGCCAGGACGCUACUGAGGAGUCCGGAUCCGCACAAGGCAACUUCAGCCAGGACGCUACUGAGGAGUCUGGUUCAGCUCAAGGCAACUUCAGCCAGGACGCUACUGAGGAGUCUGGUUCAGCUCAAGGCAACUUCAGCCAGGACGCUACUGUGGAUUCUAUUUCUGCUCAAGGCAACUUCAGCCAGGACGCUACUGAGGAGUCCGGUUCAGCUCAAGGCAACUUCAGCCAGGACGCUACUGAGGAGUCCGGUUCAGCUCAAGGCAACUUCAGCCAGGACGCUACUGAGGAGUCCGGUUCCGCUCAAGGCAACUUCAGCCAGGACGCUACUGUGGAUUCCGGCUCUGCUCAAGGCAACUUCAGCCUGGAUGUUACUGUGGAGUCCGGCUCAGCUCAAGGCAACUUCAGCCAGGAUGCUACUGUGGAUUCCGGCUCAGCUCAAGGCAAUUUCAGCCAGAAUGCUGCAGGUGAAUCUGCUGGUUCUGUCCACCUGUGAGACUUUAUUUGAAGUGUUACCUUUAUCUGAAUGUUAAGUGUUUCUAAAGAUGAACUCCCUUCUGGAACUUCAGAUCUAUUUGGUCAACCAUGAAUGUUUGUUCUGCAAUUAACAUCGGUUUGUCACUGAAGCUGGUUUUGUCCUUGGAUUUUUGCUUGACUGUAUCCCAAUAAAAGACUGUCCUAUUUAAAA
Molecule: messenger RNA, 3189 nt
Organism: Ctenopharyngodon idella (grass carp)
Lineage: Eukaryota; Metazoa; Chordata; Actinopteri; Cypriniformes; Xenocyprididae
Exons: 6
Coding region: 100-2997 (965 amino acids)
Source: RefSeq, a predicted model, not a curated record